AUGAUUGACCACAUGCUUGGACGCCCGUCGUCCAAGUCUCGACGCCUUCAGGUUCUCGCCGUCAUUUCCUUCUGGUCCGCCUACCUCUACAGACAUGGCCCUCCCGGUGCCCGUGCAUUCUCCAAGCUGCUAUCGAGGAGACUUACAGCAUGGCAGACGGUCGUCGUGACCAUGCUCUACCUGUACGCGGCGCGCAACUUCAGCGCCCUCGUUGGCCUGGCGAGCCCCGAGCCCAUGGCCAACAUGUACGACGCCACCUUCUUCCGGGCGACGUGGGUGCUGACGGCCCUGGAUGCCGGAUUCUGGACGGCCAUGCGGAUCCGGUCCAAGUGGCUGCGUGACAUCGCCAGCAUCGUCUUCUCCGUCUUCUACCUCUUCGCUACCGAGAGCGCCGACGAAAAGGUGCGCAAGGUACGCGGCAUGCUGACUGUGGAGCACCUGCGUGUAUCGUGGAACAAGAGCACGACGCCCUACAUCAGCUUCUCGCAGGGCCUCUUGCGUCCGCGCUUUACCCGCUGGCCGCCGCGCCAGGUACGCAUCCAGCGACCUUCGGCCAGCGACUACCGCGACCCCGUCGACGCCUGGCUCUUCUACGACGGUCCCCUGGCCGACCUGGCCUACCACGACCGCGUCAUCCUCGAUAUCCCCGGUGGCGGGUUCGUUGCCAUGAACCCGCGGUGCAACGACGACAAGCUAUUCGCCUGGGCCGCCAAGUCCGGCCUGCCCAUCCUCAGCCUCGACUACAAGAAGGCGCCCGAAUUUCCCUACCCCUACGCUCUAAACGAGUGCUUGGACGUGUAUACCACGCUGACCCAGUCGCGCGGCCGCUGCAUCGGCAUGUCGGGCAAGAAGCAGCCCAGGAUCAUCAUCACGGGUGACAGCGCGGGGGGCAACUUGGCCGUGGCUUGCACCCUCAUGAUACUCGAGACCCGCCUGCCUCAGUUCCGCCGCUCGGCCGCCAGGGCUGACCUCCCUCCGCCGGAGGGGCUCGUCUGCUUCUACCCUUGCCUCGAUACCAACAUUGGCAACUGGAUGUCGGACGAGCAGAUGUCCCUGAUCCGUGACCGCAAUAUGCGGACCGUCAACAAGCCCAUUGUACGUCGAAAGAGCCAGCAGUACGACGACCUGGUCGGUACACCGCACCAUUCCGAUGUCGAGGACGAUGCCGUGGUUACGCCACCAGAGGAUCGGGGCGAGUACGAGUCUACGACGGCGGCGGCGGCGGCGACAACGGCGGCGAAGACGGCGACUGCGCCGAAAUUGUCUGACCUCCCGACAAAGCCCGACUCGGCCCUCCAUGCCGGUCCCAUGAAAACCCGGCUGGCGACGGCGUCGAUGAUCUCUUACUUCAACGACCGCGUCCUCACCCCCGAGAUGAUGCGCUCCAUCAUCAUCCUCUACGUCGGACCGCACAACCGCCCAGACUUCUCGACCGACUACCUCCUCAGCCCCGUGCUCGCACCCGACGCUCUACUAGCCGAGUUCCCCAAGACGUACUUUAUGACAGGCGAGAGGGACCCGUUAGUAGACGACACUGUCAUCUUUGCUGGGAAGCUCCGGCGCGCAAAAGUGGCAGCUUCAGCUGCGGCUCUCCGACGGGGGAUGUACGACGACGACGGCCUGACCGACGAGCAGCGCCUCCAGAAGCUCGGCCUGGCAGAGGUCAUGCUCAUACCCGGGACAUCCCACGGCUUCAUGCAGUUCCCCUCUGUCUACCCGCCCGCUUGGAAGCACCUCGACCGCUCGGCUCAGUGGUUCGACCAGCUGUACGCUCACAACGACGAGAUCCGGGAGAUGCGCCGCGGGAGGAGCGGACGCCGGAAUGAUGCCCGCACGUCUACUGGCGGUGCUGCUGGUGCCGUUCCGGUCCCGACCGCGGGUCCCGUUGGCGAGGCGACCGGAAUCAACGGGACGGUCCACCCCCACCCGGAUACGCCGGCAGAGUCUAGCGGGGACGAAGAUAGGCCGCUAGAGAUGACCAAGGUUUCAAGAGGUGGGAACGUCACGGAAAACGGGACUGGACGCAAGGGCAACUUGGGUGGUGGUGGUGCCGACGAGCCAACGAGAGCCGGUGGGUUGUCCGUCAACAGACGUCCCGGAGGGAUGGUGAGGAACAAGACGCUCAGCAAGCUGAGCAGCGAGGAGGACCUGCUAUCCAGAAGGAUGAAUGGUCUGGCGGGCGGCCUCACGGGUGCCGGCAGUGGCCAUGACGAGUAG
Molecule: messenger RNA, 2217 nt
Organism: Geosmithia morbida
Lineage: Eukaryota; Fungi; Ascomycota; Sordariomycetes; Hypocreales; Bionectriaceae
Product: alpha/beta hydrolase fold
Exons: 2
Coding region: 1-2217 (738 amino acids)
Biological process (GO): triglyceride catabolic process
Cellular component (GO): cytosol
Molecular function (GO): sterol ester esterase activity; triacylglycerol lipase activity
Source: RefSeq, a predicted model, not a curated record